UCGGCUGUCAGGAAAUAGGCGGGGUCCCAGGGAACAGGAGGAGGAGGCGAGGAAGAUGGCAGAGACGGAGACUCAGCUCUUGCUGGGCGUGGGGCUGAUCGAAAAAGAUACCAACGGAGAUGCUCUGUGGGUUUGGUGCUACCCUUCUACGACAGUUGAGUUAAGGGAUCUCUUGUUGAGAAAAUGCUGCCUUACAGAUGAAAGCAAACAGCUUCACACAUUCCUCUUUGGUCAGCACAGAAUGACGUGGUUUUACAUUACAACCAUGGAGGUUCCGGAUUCUUCAGCACUGAAAAAGGUGACACAUUUUUCCAUUGUCUUGACCGCCAAAGACUUUAAUCCAGAGAAAUAUGCAGCCUUUUCUCGGAUCCUCUGUAGAAUAUACCUGAAAUAUGGGAGUCCUGUGAAAAUGAUGGAGAGUUAUAUUUCUGUCCUGACAAAAGGAAUCUGCCAGAAUGAAGAAAAUGGCUCUUUCCUAAGCAAAGAUUUUGAUGUCCGAAAAGCUUACCUUGCAGGUUCAAUUAAAGAUAUAAUCACUCAAUUUGGAAUGGAAUCAGUCAUCCUGUAUACCGCAGUGAUGUUAAAGAAAAGAAUUGUAGUAUAUCACCCAAGAAUAGAAGCUGUCCAGGAGUUUACAAGGACUCUACCAGCCUUGGUGUGGCAUCGACAGGAUUGGUCAGUCCUUCAUUCUUAUGUACAUCUGAAUGAUGAUGAGCUGGAAGCAUUAAAAAUGUGUCCAGGUUUUAUUGCUGGCUUUAUUGAUUCAGAAGUGAUCAACAGGCCAGAUCUCUAUGAUGUAUAUGUGAAUCUGGCUGAAAGUGAAAUUACUAUUUCCCAGCAAGCAAAAGAGGCAAUGACAAUGGGAAAACUGCACAAAGAAAUCGGUCAGCUCAUUGUUCAGUCGGCAGAAGAUCCAGAUAAAUCUAACGGUCAAGUUGUUAAGGACAUUUCAUUGAAGACGAAAGAGAUCUUGACAAACCUGGCCUCCUUCACAGAGGUCCUACAUGAUGGAGAAAAGCCAUCCCUUAACUUUGAAGCACUGAAACAGAAGCGGUUCCCACCAGCGACCGAAAAUUUCCUCUAUCAUUUGGCAGCAGCUGAACAAAUGCUUAAGAUCUGAUGUCAUGGACGAGCCUCAGUAUAGCACUGAGAAAGAAAACUUCUCUGUGGCCUAAUACUUUAUCCUUUAGUUGUAUAAAGCAUUCAGCAGAGAAAAUGGCAUUUUUAUAUUCAUGCGGAGGGAUUGAGUGAUGCGGAAGCCCUGGGCGCGUAGUGGGAUGUACUUCCAUUUUUCUAGUUCUGACACAGUAAUUUUCUACAAGAUGGGACAGGUUUUUAAAGACAAAAGAUGGUCAAGAUCUACUGUUCUUCCUAGAAAAAUAUGUGAGGGCAUGUUUGUUUUGAGCUACAAGUGUCUUCUGCGCAUUUAAGUGAAGUUAUAUCUGAAUAUAUAUAUAUAAACAGAAUGUUUCAUAAGUGACAAAACUAUGAUAGCCAUUUAAGUUGAAAGAUAAAGGUUAUUUGUGUUGUCCAGCUGUUUAUAAACCCCGUCCUCCUGAAGUCAAGGUACUGAAGCGUUUGAGCAUUCAACAAAUAGGUGAGAGGAGGCUUGAAAGGUCAGUCAUUUGCCACACCGUUCAAAUACUAUGUGUUUGCUGGCCAUGACUAAAGUAGUCAUGCCUUUAGUACUAAUGAGAGCAACUUACUUUGAAAAGUAUUUUUUAGUAAACCAGCCUAGAAUAUCCAGAUGCAAGUAAGAAUCCUGUUUAGAUAUAGGAGUGUGUGCUGGACAUCUUCUCACUGAUGUUUGUAUAUUGGGCUCAGUGGGCAUGAUCACAUUCCUCCACUUCAUGCAUUUGUGGGACAAGGUUAGCUGUUGUCAUAGCUCUUUAUCAAUUGUCAAGCAAAACCUGAAUGCUAUACUACAGCUAUGUGUAUUCAGAUCCAUAAGAAGAGGGGGUUCCAAUCUUUUCUGUUGUUUUUCUGCAGCCACACAUGCCGUGAGUGCAAAACCUAGAACCUUAAAGGUUGAAUAUCCAGAAUCUGCAAACAUUCCAAAAGACUAUGUGGAAACUCACUAGUCAAGCCGGCUUUCCAUUGAAACUGCCAUUGAUAUUUGAAUACAUACUUGUGUUUAUUGUAUAGUUGUUUAUCAUGUAGAGAUUUCUAAACUUUGCCCCUUGUAGUGUUUUGCACCUCAACUCCUAGAAACUUAGCUGACUAUCCAACAAUCAGGAAUUCUGGGAAGUGGCAUCUAAAAUAUUUGGAGGCCCAGUGUUUGGAAACUACUGGUUUAGACCUUUCACCCCAAACUAUGCAAGUGGAUUGCAGAUGUCUGAGCUGAAGAACCACUUCUGCUGUGGUGGUUUGCUAUAUAAGAGACAUCUGUUUAUGAUUUUGCCUUCAUGCAUAAACGCCUUAGCAUGUGUCUGAGUUCAUAAGCUCAAUCAAGUUAUCCUCAAUAAGAGAAGGCCAUUAAUGAAUGUGGCUUAUUAAGUCCGUACUUUUCUUGAACCCUAUGGUAUCUGUGUUGUCGAAGGCUUUCAUGGCUGGAAUCACUGGGUUGUUGUGUGUUUUUCAGGCUGUAUGGCCAUGCUCCAGAAGCAUUCUCUCCUGACCUUUCUACCACAUCUAUGGCAGGCCCCACAGAGGUUGAGAGGUCUGUUGGAAACUAGGCAAGUGGGGGUUAUAUAUGUGGAAUGUCCAAAGUGGGAGAAAGAACUCUUGUCUUUUUGAGGCAGGUGUGAAUGUAGCAAUUGACAAUUUCAUUAAAAAAAACCAUGAAAAUGAACAAAAUCUGGCUACCAGUAUUUAAAAAACCUGUAAAAUCAUAACAGUAAAUAAAGAACACUCAAAACAGGGGAAUUCAAGACAAGAAACAAUCAGGGCCAGCUAAUCACCUCCCAACAAAGGAUUCCCCCAGGCAGGAAGCAGACAGACCUUGAAAACUGCUAGGCCAUUAAAUGCUAAUCAAGGUGGCCAAUUGCCACAUUCACACUUGCCUCAAACAAACAAGAGUUCUUUCUCCCACACUGUACAUUCUACUUAUAUAUAAAUCCCAUUUUCAUAGUUUCCAACAGACCUCAUAACCUCUGAGAAUCUCUGCCAUAGAUGCAGACGAAAUGUCAGGAGAGAAUGCUUCUGGAACAUGGCCAUACAACCCUAUGGCAUCUGUUUUUUUCUAGUAGGAACUAGCAAUUGGGGUAAUCCCUAAAAUCUUAUUUUUUAAAAACAGUAUAUCUUAUUCCUACUUCUAACACAUUUUGAAAUAGCAUUAUUUCAUAGUCAUCCUUAUGUUCAGCAUUGAGAAUCAUUUGGCUUUCAUUCAGAGUAUAAAGGAGCCUAAGUUGUAUGUUAUAAUAUGGAAGAAAUGAGCAAGUAUUGUACAGAUCUAAAAUAGUUCUAGCAAGUUUGUGAGUAUAACUACUUCCCCCCUAUUUUUCAGGGGUCUGUCAUUUUUUUUGUACAGAAGUGUAUGUUGAUCUAAAAAUGUGUACAUCUAAAAGCUGACUUACUAUACUUUCCUUA
Anolis sagrei ordinatus is the source of this 3528-nucleotide messenger RNA. It is a transcript of the gene DENND10, whose product is annotated as DENN domain containing 10. Gene Ontology annotation, molecular function: guanyl-nucleotide exchange factor activity; small GTPase binding. The record is from RefSeq and is a predicted model, not a curated record. Gene Ontology annotation, cellular component: late endosome. Gene Ontology annotation, biological process: protein transport; regulation of early endosome to late endosome transport. NCBI's taxonomy places the organism in Eukaryota, Metazoa, Chordata, Lepidosauria, Squamata, Anolidae.